CUCUCAAACAAUCGUCGUUGUAUAAUCUCAAAUCCUUGAUCUCAAUUCCUAUAAACCAUGGCAAAAUCCGGAAUCACGCCAACUCCGCAGCUGGGGGAGAAGCACAAUGGAAUUCCCGCCAGACUGUUUGACAAGGCGGGCCAUGCGAAAUCCUCCAUAUGGGACAUCGCCACGAAGCCCGAAGAAAAGAAAUUGAAGAAAAUCGCAAUUCCUCAGGGAAUUGAGGAGACAAAGUUCUUCGAAGCCCUUGAAGACUUGAAGAAUCAGCUGGGCCCGGAGAAUGUCGAGCUCGUAGAAAAAUUGGUGGAUGGAUGGUACAUGGAGAAUCCCAACACCCACGACGGCAUGCACAUUCUAGAUGACGAGGAGCUGGUUGCUUCAGCGGUCGUGUAUCCCGGUAGCACGGCAGAUGUGCAGAAGAUCGUACUUUGGGCGAACAAGUACCGGAUUCCCAUCUUCCCAAUAUCUAUUGGAAGGAACUUCGGCUAUGGUGGGGCCGCUCCUCGCGUACGCGGAUCCGUGGUGAUCGAUCUGGGCAGACGGAUGAACAAGGUCCUUGAUAUCAACCCGGAUGACUGUACCUGUCUGGUCGAACCGGGAGUCACGUUCUUUGCGCUCUACGAGGAAAUACAGCGGAGAGGUCACAAGCAUCUAUGGAUCGAUGUCCCCGACUUGGGCGGCGGUUCUGUUAUGGGCAAUACCCUAGACCGCGGUGUUGGCUACACUCCCUAUGGUGACCAUUGGACUUUCCAUUCCGGAUUGGAAGUGGUACUGCCCACAGGAGAGGUGAUCAGAACCGGAAUGGGUGCACUGCCAAACAACAACAGCUGGCAAAUAUUCCCGUAUGGUUUCGGGCCAUACUCCGAUGGCAUUUUCACACAAUCCAACUUCGGAAUAGUCACGAAGUUGGGAAUGGCAUUGAUGCCGGAUCCUGGCGGUUACGAGUCCUAUCUGUACACCUUCCAGAAGGAAGAGGAUCUUGCUCCACUUGUCGAAAUCAUUCGGCCGUUGAGAAUCGCGAACAUUUUGGAGAAUGUCGCGCAGCUCCGGCAUGUGCUCGAACAAGUUGCUUGCUCGGGCAAACCCCGAAGCACUUACUGGAAGGGCGAAGGAGCUAUACCAGAUCAUGUUAUCCAUGAAGUGGCAAAGACCUUAUCCCACGGUGACUGCACCUGGCUGUACUACGGUAUGGCAUAUGGUCCCAAGGAGAUCAGACAAUACAAGCUGGACAUCAUCCACAAGGAGUUCAUGAAGAUCCCGGGAGCUCGUCGAAUCGACCCGACCACUUUACCGAAAAACGACUAUUUCUGGUCCAGGGAUCGGAUCGCAGCUGGAAUCCCUGAUUUGGAGGAAUUGGCUUGGGUAAACUGGCACCCGAACGGUGGCCACAUAGCCUUUAGCCCCGUCUCCCCGGUUCGCGGUCCAGAUGCCACGGCGCUGUGGAAGCUUGCAAAGACUCGAUGUGGUCAGUACGGACUGGAGUUCUUCCCAACCUACUGUGUUGGAAUGCGCGAGAUGCACCUCAUUGUCGAGAUAGUCUUUGACAGAAACAACCCCACGAUGAGGCAGAAUGUGGACAAAUGCAUUCGCGCCAUGAUCGAUGAUGCAGCGAAAGCUGGCUACGGAGAAUACCGCACACAUCUUGCUUUGAUGGACCAGAUUGCGGGAACGUACAAUUGGAACAACAAUGCCCUCAUGCGAUUCAACGAGAAACUCAAAGACUGCCUUGACCCAGCUGGUAUCCUGGCUCCAGGAAAAUCGGGUGUUUGGCCUGCUCGCUAUAGAGGACGUGGGUGGGAGAUUGGCAAGGAAGGUCGCCAGUCCUCUGAAGGGGAUGGUGUUGCCCCGGCCCCCGGAUCAACGCGAUUGUAGAGACCGUACGAGCUUACAUUUUGCAAUUUGGGUUAGAGUCCGGAUACAAGAGGAAUUAUGCAUGUUAAGGUAGAUAGCUAAAUACGUCAAGUAGCUAUUGUACGCCCAAUAACGGAGUUAAAUCAGGUUCCCAACAUAAGCUGCCAGUCUUA
Paecilomyces variotii is the source of this 2024-nucleotide messenger RNA. Its product is annotated as vanillyl-alcohol oxidase. Lineage: Eukaryota; Fungi; Ascomycota; Eurotiomycetes; Eurotiales; Thermoascaceae. Gene Ontology annotation, molecular function: D-lactate dehydrogenase (NAD+) activity; FAD binding; D-lactate dehydrogenase (cytochrome) activity. The transcript is spliced from 6 exons. The record is from RefSeq and is a predicted model, not a curated record. Gene Ontology annotation, cellular component: mitochondrion. The coding region runs from base 58 to 1872 and encodes 604 amino acids. Gene Ontology annotation, biological process: lactate catabolic process.